This is a messenger RNA of Rotaria socialis, 1686 nucleotides long. Lineage: Eukaryota; Metazoa; Rotifera; Eurotatoria; Philodinida; Philodinidae. The record is from the annotation of a GenBank genome assembly.
AUGAAUCAAAUAUUCACAAUCAUAUUACUAAUUGGCUUCAUUUCUCAGCGUGUGUACAGUCAAACAACGUUUAAUGCAACUGCCUAUGCUCUCUCACACCCAUGCCUUUGGACAACAUGCAAUGUUACUGGUUUUUCAAUUGGCAAUCCCGCAUAUAUAUUGGAUUGUUGUACUUUACAGUUACCACUAAAUUACGCUCAACCCAAUCAAACAAUACCUAUUUCUAUGUCUCGUCUUAGUCCAAAUCAAACGAAUCAAAGUCAAAAUACUGUUGUUAUGCUUAGUGGUGGACCAGGUGGAUCAGGCUGGAAUUUGUUUAGUAUUGCGUCGAUCAUACUACAAACCAUUCCUGGUAUCACUGUAAUACUACCCGAUCAUCGUGGUACUGGACUCUCGAGUGUAUUGAGCUGUGAUGAUUAUGGAUCACAAGAUAUAAGUGCUGCAUGUAUUACUUAUUUAGUUUCAAAAUGGGGUACAAAUGGAUUGAAUCAAUUUUCUAUCACUAAUGCUGCGCACGAUGUAUCAGUACAAAUUCAAUCCUAUCAAGCUACCAAUCCUGGACGAGUCGGUCUUUUUGCUGUAUCGUACGGAACAUUAUGGGCUGACCGUUUUCUGCAAAUAUAUCCUACAGUAGUUCAAGCAUCCGUUAUGGAUGGAGUAUUCGAUCCGCUUACAAGUUCGGAUAGUCGUGCUCCUUUGUUAACAGAUGCAGCCACGGUACAAUUCCUGAGCUACUGUCGAUUACAAAUUAAAUGUAAUCAAUAUUUUUCUGCCGAAAAAUCGCCUGUAGAUGUAUUAAAAACGAUACUGAAGCAGGUAGAUUUAAAUCAACAAAAAUGUAUCAAAGAAAAUUUUGCUAAUUAUCAAUUAACAUCCUAUAUACUUCGUAACAUGUUUCUUACUUUGAUCACCGAUGCCGGACAAUACUUUGCUCGCACUAUCGUGCCUGCAGUUAUAUAUCGUUUGAAUCGAUGCAAUGCAGAUGAUAUUACUGUUUUGAAAUUCUUCUUCCAAAACACUGCAACACUUACUACAACUGCUAUGCCUGCCAUACUUUUUUCAAGUGUGCUCAGUUAUAACAUUGUUCAGUCGGAAACAUGGCUAGCUAUGAACGAAAGUGAAAUCGACGAAACUACGUACAAUGAUUGGCGUGAUUCUACUAUAAUGACACUUACACGUCCUUCGAAUUUCUUCACACUACGUGCUCAAUGGCCCAAAUAUCCAUUGGAUCAGUAUUACGGUAACUUUGCCGCACAGGCACCAGUUUUAAUGCUUUCUGGUGAAUUGGAUCCGUCAACAGUAUUCCAGCAAGCAUCACAUAUAGCAUCAAUCACAAGAGCGACACGCAUUUUUUAUGCAGUACCACUGACAGGACAUGUCACAUCCAGUAUUAUGUUGGUCGGUUAUCCAUGCCCUGCAGCCAUAGCUCUGUAUUAUUUGUUUCCUAACAUAGUUUCUGCAGCAUACGGUGAUCCAAAAUGCCUUCAAAGUUUGCCUACAACAAUUGAUUUUGUUGGAGAGACAGCCGCAGUACAACAAGUCUCGUCAAAACUCUUGAAUAUUACUCUACCAUUUGGAAGUGGCCCUGCUAGUCCAUACAAUGGUUCUCUCCGUAUGAACGCAUUUCAAAAUCUUCACAUUUUACAAAUAUUUUUAUGCUUAAUAUUAUCAAUUAUCUUUCAAUAA